AUGGUGUUGGUAAUGACUCAUCCGUUAUUUUAGUGAUGUUGAUAAACAAGAACACUUAUUCACUUGUGACUUGGAUUUUUUUUAUGAACCAGAGAUUUGUACAUGUCUGCUAAGGAAAUAACACUAGCUUGCAGUUGGGUGAUAUAGAGUUGAACUUUGCUUGUUUUGAAAGAAAAGUGUAUAUUUCAAAAGCAACAUAAUGUUUAUUUUCUAAAAUGACGAACCUUACAUCUAUGGAAAACAAUUCUUCAGUAUCAAAUUAUUCAUCACCAAUAACAACUCCUUGGUUGUUCAAAACAUCAGAUCAUGAGCCACCAAAUUCACCAAUUCCAUUCAUAGACAUAACCCUGCCACCUUGUAAAUGGAUUUUGCAAGCAGAUAUCCUAAACUCAGGAGUUCGAUGGUGGGACCUUUUUAUACUAGUCCCAAAUUUUCUCUUCAUUUUGUUUUUGCUGUACAGCUUUCGAGUAGCAAUUGGAAAACUACGGGGAAGUAACAGCCCAAUAUUUGCAGCCUUUUAUGGCCUGAUAUUUGCUGUUCCAGUUAUUAGUUUGCUGAGAUGUGUGGUUUCAAUGUUAGUGAAUGCAUCAUUACCAGCUGGAGAUAUCACUGAUAAAGUGUUGUGGCUGGUGUUAAGAUUUUUCCUGUUGGCUACAGAACUCUCUGUUGUAAUAUUUGGUCUUGGAUUUGGUCACCUUGACAGCCAUACAAGCAUUAGAAGAGUUUUAAUGGUCACUUUUACAGUUGCUUUGGCAUACUCCAUCAUUCAGGGUACCCUGGAGUUGGAGUAUCCAGCAUUCACAGGCCAAUCAAAAGACAACAACAACAGCAACAGCACUAUAAGCUAUGAUCUGUUUGCGCAGGGUGGCAUGAUUUUCUUAUUCACCACGUCUAUUUUCUUUUUCUUGGUGUACACAGUCAUUGCAUUGUUGCCAUUAACAAGGCUUAAGGAAAGGUUUCUAUUGCCAACAAAGCGCCUGUUUUACUACUACUGUUUGAGUUUGGCUGCUCUGAACUUGGUUCAGGCUGUUGCCAGUUUGCUUGUUUAUAUGGAGAUUCCACAAAGUCUUUGUGUUGUUGAUGCCACAACAUAUCUGUAUUUCUCAUUUUACAUCCCACUGGUUUAUGGGGUAUUUCUUUGGAAAUUUUUCAAAGCUGCCCAAACAGGACUACAGUUUUCUUACAAGCACCAGGAAGAUGUGAUUGAUGAUGAGCAUGUCAGCCUGCCCUACAGCAAUGGUGCAGGGGGCAAACAGGAUGACAUGUCACCAAUCUAUUCCUAUGAUAGCACCCACUUUGAUGUACAGUUUAGCAGAGCCGCUUCUAGGGGUAGCGCAGUUUCAGAUGCUAACUCUUCUUUCAGGAAUAGCUAUUCUGUCAAUAGUGAUUUUUAUAACAUUUCUGUGGAAACUUAAAGUUUUGUAGAAAAUAAUGUAUGUGUAUAUUUUUUAAACUUUUUUUUAAACUAAAAAGCUUCUAAAGACAGUCAUUUUGGCAUGUGUAAAUAUAAAUAUACUUGGGAGUGUAUACAAAAAAUAAGUGAAAUAAUAUUUAGUUCCUUUACUUCUCUGUGUAAAAGAAGGAUAAGAAUCUUGGCUUUCAUGCUAGACAUUUCAGUUGAUUAUGUGCAUGGAGGCUUUUUGUUUUUGCUACGGACAACUAUUUUUGUGUUCAUUUCAAGUUUUUUUUUAUUUAUAUCAUAACACAGACUGUAAAUAAGCUUUUAUUUAUCAUAUUCUGUACAUUGUCCUGUUUAUUUAAUAUAAACAAAUAUUUUAAUAUUUAUUAUUUUAUGGUUUAAUUAACCUUCUGUAUUUGUAAUACUUCCGGCAGUCAGGAUUGCUUCAGAUAUAAAAUGGAAAUCACUUGUUUUAAAAUAUGUUAAUUUUAUAUAUUAUACUUUACCUUUGUAAACAUUC
This is a messenger RNA of Physella acuta, 1919 nucleotides long. RefSeq names its product transmembrane protein adipocyte-associated 1 homolog. NCBI's taxonomy places the organism in Eukaryota, Metazoa, Mollusca, Gastropoda, Physidae. Gene Ontology annotation, cellular component: plasma membrane. Gene Ontology annotation, biological process: G protein-coupled receptor signaling pathway. Gene Ontology annotation, molecular function: G protein-coupled receptor activity. The record is from RefSeq and is a predicted model, not a curated record.